AUGGCUUCACAUAGCGACAUUCAUGCACUCAUCGAUCCAAAUCUCAGAAAUCGUAUUGAUAAGACCAAAUUCAUCACGUGCACCUUUGAGGCAGCAAACGCGGGAUUGGAUGCAAUACUCGGUGAUGUUGUUGAAGAGUUGAAAAGAUGGAUCGAUGGAUCGGCUCUGGGAGUCGCCUGUGAGUUGCACUGGACUGUCCCCGAGAAGUACAGGAGUCGAAUGCAUGAGUGCAGAUUAAAAGAAGCAGUGCAUCGUGUUUUGCGAGAGAACAACCGAGCUGUUCUAAGAGUUGAAGAUGAAAGUCACGGAUUGAAAGCAUCCGAGGAUCGUUUAGCUGAAUCGAAUACACGAGAGAAUCAAAGAAGAAAUCCGAGAAACGAUUCUUUUGAAGGUGUUUAUCAACGCUGCUACACUCAUUUGUUGCCAUAUUGUCAUCGAGACACGGCUCAUUGGCAUCAUCCGUAUUGGAGUUGGCACAGCUUGGACAGAAAUCAGCCGUUGAUGCCUCGUGCCGAAUUGUUCUCCUCAACAGGAGCGGAUCCGCAUCAUUCGUCAAUCCUCGCUCUUCACAUCGUUUCCCUUCGUCUCCGUCGUCCCCGGGCAAAGGUAAAAGUCGUCGAUAUUGAUGAUAAUCCUCCGGAGUUUGUCGAGAAUAAACAUCAAAUUUUCCGUGUUGAUCUCUCUUCGUUCAACGGGACGAAAAAAAUUGGCAAACUGCUCGCGGUGGAUAAAGAUGAGAGACCGAAUGAUCGCUUCACCUAUCAUCUUAUUCCAGAGUGCAACCCACGACUCAAAACUUUGCUCAAAGUCGAUCAAAAGACUGGCGAUCUUUCUUUGAGUGGAGAGAUUCCAGUCAAUGUACAGGACUUGGAAAUUUUCUGUGCCCUUGUUAGCCCAAUUGAUCACCCUGAUCUCAAUGCGUUGGCCUUUGAUUCCCAAAAUGCUUCGAUGACAAGAUUGCAAGUCAAAUUCUUGAAAGAUGAUCACGAAAAAGCGAUGGCGUUGAAAUUCUACCCAAACAACACCAUUCUUACAAUUGAUCCAGAUUUGGUAAAUCUGAAAUUCCCACUCAUUUCCCCGUAUCAUAUUCCCGAUGGAAUCACGUUUGAACGAGGAAAUGUCGACUUUGAGCCAGCUCUCUAUGCUUCUCCAAUGUCAUCAAAUUGGAGCUCAUCAAUCUUUUCCAUUGAUUCACAAACGGGUGCCCUUCGUGUUUCACCGUUGAUCAUAACUGUCAACGAUCAGGGUAUCUUCAAAAUUUCUGUAAACGCCAUCGAUAAAAAGACUCGUCAGCCGAUUGCCCAAUUCACUCAAAAUGUUCAUCUCAUUGAUGACGAGGAAAAGCUGAAAUUCGUUUUUGAAAUGGGCCCCGCCGAGCUGGCUUACAAUGGAGAAAGAUUGCUUCGGAAACUCGCCGAUGCAUUGAUAUCCGAGGAUCCCGAAAAAGAAAUCGAUAUCGUGGGAGACAAAAUCGAGAAAUAUCCGGGAGAGAAAAUGAGAAGUUCAAUCUGUGUUCAUGCGGCAAAAGAUGGUCGAUUGUUGUCAAGAAAUGAUCUGUUGGGUAUUGUCUCGUCGGCUCUACAAAAAUCUACAUCAUCCCUGCAGAAUCUUUAUCAUAUUUUUAAAGUGAUCAAUGUUGAAUCCUGUGACACUGUUUCCUAUCAACGACCUCUCGAAUCAGCCAAUCCACUUUCGCAAUCGUUUAUGUUAAUGCUAUGUGUGAUCUGUGUGGUUUUGCUUUUCGUCUGGGCUCUUUUUGCCUACUACUGUUUUGUGCAUCGAUAUCGACUGUAUCUCGAUGAAAAACAACGAGCGGCUCAAGGUCUUGACAAGAAAAGCUAUCCAUCAUCAACAUUGCCACCGCCUCCAAUCCCACCCCAUUAUCUGCCAAAUCUACCGCCGAUCUAC
Messenger RNA from Mesorhabditis belari, 1908 nucleotides. The record is from the annotation of a GenBank genome assembly. Lineage: Eukaryota; Metazoa; Nematoda; Chromadorea; Rhabditida; Rhabditidae.